UGUAGCGGUUGCUUGCAGCUUUUUUGGUCUGCAAGGCAGCCGCCGGCCAUGCUCUUGCAAGGCGCUGGUUCCACCAUGUCCACAUCCCGCAGUCAUGUCAUUCCAUUAGCAGCUAGCGCGCAAGCAGCGAGUACCAUAAGCGUUGGCGCAAUACGUUUCCGGCCUUGCAUUGACAUCCAUAAGGGAAAAGUUAAACAAAUCGUCGGCUCGACGCUUAAGGACCUUCCGGAGACCCAGGGGUCGGUUUCGGAGCUGAAGACAAAUUUCGUGUCGGACAAGCCUUCCUCUUGGUACAGCGAGCUAUACCGGAAAGAUGGCCUUACGGGGGGCCACGUCAUCAUGCUGGGAGCGGAUGAAGCUAGCAAGCAAACGGCGCUUGAGGCUCUCCGCGCCUGGCCAGGGGGCCUUCACAUGGGGGGUGGGGUGACAGCGGACAAUGCGAUGGAGUACCUGGAUGCCGGGGCCAGCCACGUCAUCGUCACGUCGUACGUGUUUCGGGAAGGACGACUGGAGGAGGACCGUCUGAAGCAGCUGGUCAAGCUUGUGGGCAAGCAGCGCCUGGUUCUGGAUCUCUCCUGCCGCCAACGAGACGGCCAAUACUGGGUGGUGACGGACCGCUGGCAGCGCUUCAGCUCCCUGGCGCUCAGUCCCGGCAGCCUAGCCGCCUUGGCUGCCAGCUGCGACGAGUUCCUGGUUCACGGCGUGGAUGUGGAGGGCAUGCAGCUGGGUAUUGACGAGCAGCUGGUGGCCCUGCUGGGGGAGUGGUCGCCCCUGCCAGUGACAUAUGCGGGUGGAGCGAGGACGCUGGAGGACUUGGAGCGCGUGCGGGUGGCUGGUAGGGGGCGAGUGGAUAUCACCGUGGGCUCUGCUCUCGACAUAUUUGGCGGGAAACUCAAGUACAACGAUGUAGUGGCCUGGCACAAGCGCCAACAAGAACAACAAGACCACCAGCAGUCACAUUAG
Molecule: messenger RNA, 963 nt
Organism: Volvox carteri f. nagariensis
Lineage: Eukaryota; Viridiplantae; Chlorophyta; Chlorophyceae; Chlamydomonadales; Volvocaceae
Exons: 6
Coding region: 49-963 (304 amino acids)
Biological process (GO): L-histidine biosynthetic process; L-tryptophan biosynthetic process
Cellular component (GO): cytoplasm
Molecular function (GO): 1-(5-phosphoribosyl)-5-[(5-phosphoribosylamino)methylideneamino]imidazole-4-carboxamide isomerase activity
Source: RefSeq, a predicted model, not a curated record